Messenger RNA from Paramecium sonneborni, 1504 nucleotides. NCBI's taxonomy places the organism in Eukaryota, Ciliophora, Oligohymenophorea, Peniculida, Parameciidae. The record is from the annotation of a GenBank genome assembly.
AUGAUAAAAUUAUUGAAGUAAUUUUAAUUAAUAAGGAGAACUUAAAAAAUAAAUUUAAUAACUUGUUUUCCUUUUACAAGUAGCUAUAAAUAGGAAGCAAAUGUUGUUUUAUGUGAGGCUUUAAAUGCAUUAUAUGAAGAGAAUUCUAGAAAUAAUAAAUUAGAUAUAUUAUCCUUAUAUUAUUCUAAAAUUUGGGAGGGUAGAUUAGGAUUAGUUGAAAAUAAGAUUUUGUUUUGUUAAUUUUUAGAAAAUUCAAAUUAAAUAUUGCGUAAAGAAUUUGCAAUAGAUAAAAUUGAAAAGGAUGACAAUAUUAGAAUUAAUAAAACAUAAUAAAUAUUUCAUGUUUUUAAUACUAUUACUGAACUAUAAAUAAUUAGAUGGGAAGGAAUUUAAGAUUUAUUUUAAUGGAUAAGAAAUGAAAGUACAUACUAAUUAUUUGAGAGAACAAAUAAAUUGCAUAUUUAUCUAAAAUUCAUAAAUUUAUUAUAUGUUAAUUAAUAUGACAUAUUAGAAUUUCAUAAUAAGAUAGAAAAUACUAUAUUUAAAUUUAAAAAAGUUACUCCAGAAUUUGCAGAUGAAAGAUUAGAAUAUUAUAAAGCAAUAAAUAUGCUUAGAUAAUUUGAUAGGAUUGAGAAAGCUCAUUUGAAAAUGACUAUAUUAGAAUUAAGUAAAUUAGAGAACAGAUAAAUAGGAUAUUCACUUGAAUAAUUAGAUAUAUUAACAUAAUAUAUCAAUUUAGUAUGUGAAGUAUUUUUUGCAAAUCUUUUAUAAAAAAGAGAUAUUUUUAAUGUUAUUUAAGAAGAUUAAGAGGAAGAAGAAGAAGAAGAAGAAAAUUAGGAUUUAGAUGAUUAUACUUUACUUGACCCAUUAAAUAGAUUGAUAAGACUAUUUUUAUAAUAAGAUGCUUUCUAUUAUAAAAGAUCAAUAUCAAGUUAUAGAGAUAAAUUAGUUUAGAAAGAAGGAUAUUUAGAUUUAGUAGAUCCAGUUAAAUGGAGAUAACUUAUGUCUGUAUCUAAAGGUUUAUGGGUAUUGACUGAUGAUAAUAAACAUGAUAGAUCUUGUAUUGAUCUUUUUGAAAAUGCUAUAUUUAGAAAAUUAGAAACAGAUACUGCAUCUAUUACUGAUGGAAUAUAAAUUAUCAAUUAUAUUUAAGAUAUUUAAGAAAUGAAAGUUGGCCAUUAAUUUUUAGUAAAUGAUCAAAUUAUUAUAGAUUAUGAAAUCAAUAUGUGAUUAAAUAAAUAAUUAAGAAUUGUAGGAUUUAUCAAUUACUAGAUAGAAUCUAACCAAUUUAUUACAUUAAAUGUUGACUCUAGAAAGAAAAGCUGAAGAAUUUGAAUUGGCUUUUAUUUAACCAGCAUUACAUAAAUUAGAAACCUGGAUUAAAUAAUCUAAAUUUGAUUCAGAAUUUAAAAUGUGUGAUUGGUAUGAUCUAAAUUUAGUAAUUAAAAAACAUUAAUACACUGAAUUAGAAGAAUAUGUGAAUAAAAAAUUAGAGUAAUCAUGA